This is a messenger RNA of Chara braunii, 1756 nucleotides long. The record is from the annotation of a GenBank genome assembly. Lineage: Eukaryota; Viridiplantae; Streptophyta; Charophyceae; Charales; Characeae.
UUGGACAGUCUUCUUUUCGAAUUGUUCGAUUUAUUUUUUUAAUCAAAAAUUUUUUAUUUUAUUUUAUUUUUAUAUUAGGAAACUGUUCAAUUUGGGAUCUGUCCGAUCCUUCCCACUUGUCUGCUGCCUACCUGUUCCUCCCCCUCUCCCGGGCACGACAGUGCAUGCCACUGCUCACUCGAUCACAGACCAAGACCAUGGACCGGAAGGCGGGAGAAUCCCUCCUGGCCUACGAGGAACGCCUGGCGGCAUUCAUUCAGGAGGCCAACGAUAGGGCCGCCGCCGCGGCCAAGGAACGUAAUCAGAUUGAGCAAGAAGAGGAGGCCAAGCGACGGAAGGAGGAACAGGACCGACUUCGUCAAGAGGAGGCAGACCUGCAGGCGGCAGCCGAACACCGGUCACGCCAGCGGGAACGACUGUUCACGCGGGAGACCGUGAUCGGAGAUGAGACCUUACAUUGGGUGGAAAUGGCAUCUGCCGACGGGGCCCCGGAGACUGAGAAAGGGCUGUCAGCCCUUGCGCAGGUCUCUCACUACCUCAUGGCCACCUGCGCUCUACAGCAGGAGGAAAUCCUUCACCUGCAGCAGACAGUGGACCAGAUGCUCGCACGGCUGCAGGCGUUGGAGAAACAACCAGCCGCUGUAGCAGCCGCAAAGCCUUCCAACCUUUCCACCCGCAUUCAAGUUUUGGAGGACGACGUCAGCAAUAUUAAGCGUGUGCAUCAGGACUUUCGGACGUCGCAGCAAGCAACGAACUUGCAGUUGGAGACGCAGGAUCCGUACAUGGAGAAGUUGGCGGCAGCAAACAACUGCUGUGUGGUGCUUUCAUCAGCUUCGUUCACUUGUCUGAUAAAUAACCAUCCUGUGGGCUACAGCCAGUCAUGGGAAUUGCCUAUUAUUGUCCGCGAGUGCUUUUUGCACGGUGUCACAGGGAUGCUGGACAGUGAAGAGGUGAUUGACAAGGAUGCCUCCAAAGGAGAUACAUCCCAGCAGCCUUCUUCCAGUCUACGAGUUGAUGGCAAGAGCAGUCCGGGUGAAAUGCAUGUGGGGGCGUCAGAAUCAUUUUCAUUCCAACAGCAUGGUGAGAGUGCAUGUAUUGAUAGCGGCAUGAAUCCGCGCUGCACCAAGGUUGUUAGCAGCAUGAGUCCAGGCAGCAUGAAGGUUGUUAUGGUGGACAAGCCGUUGCUCCAGAAGAAACUCACGCUUCGCCAGAAGAAUGAGCUGUAGUAAGUCACUGACUUCUCGUUCACACUCUACCUUCUCUUGUUCCAUCACUUCUUUCCAUCAUUCUUGAGUCUUGUCCCAUUGCUGAUGGGAUGAAAAAUGGAGACUACAGUCUAGUCCCACACUCUUUUCCUAUCCCUGAAUCUCUGUUUUUACUGUUCGUAUAUCCGUUUGAUUAGAUUCUGCAUAAUAGCUAGUAUAUUAUGACUAUACUAAGAAAAAAGAACAAUCAGGCCAUCUCUGUGCUGGAGUGCUCCCUUUGGAAUGCCUGAUCUCGUGGGCAUCCUUGCAGCUUCUUUCACCAAUCUGCCAGUGGUAGGUGUGACAUUUGUCCCUAAAAGAGCAAGUUGGGACCAAGGAGAUGACACAGCUAGAGAGAGAGAGAGAGAGAGAGAGAGAGAGAGAGAGAGAGAGAGAGAGAGAGAGAGAGAGAGAGAGAGAGAGAGAGAGAGAGAGGUGGGCCGGGGGAGGAUACAUUUUUCAUGGCCCUUGUACUACAGGAAUGGAAAGUGAAACAAAGUGUAAAAAGCAAG